Nematocida homosporus is the source of this 600-nucleotide messenger RNA. RefSeq names its product transcription initiation factor TFIID TATA-box-binding protein. Gene Ontology annotation, biological process: DNA-templated transcription initiation. Bases 1 to 600 code for a protein of 199 amino acids. The record is from RefSeq and is a predicted model, not a curated record. Lineage: Eukaryota; Fungi; Microsporidia. Gene Ontology annotation, molecular function: RNA polymerase II general transcription initiation factor activity; DNA binding. The transcript has a single exon.
AUGGAAAGAGAGGAGCAUUUAGCACUAGAAGAAAGCGUUGAUUUAAGCAAGCAUCCUUCUGGCCUAAUUCCUACCAUUCAAAAUAUAGUAGCUACAGUUAAUCUCUGCUGUCGCUUAGACUUAAAAGCUAUAGCUUUAGGUGCUAGAAAUGCCGAAUAUAAUCCUAAACGGUUUGCAGCAGUUAUUAUAAGGAUAAGAAAGCCCAGAACUACUGCUCUUAUCUUUGCUUCGGGUAAAAUGGUAGUAACUGGAGCUAAGUCUGAAGAAGACUCUAAAAUGGCUGCUAAAAAGUACAGUAUAAUUAUUAGAAGACUGGGGUAUCCAGUUCGUUUUACUGAGUUUAAGAUUCAAAAUAUAGUUAGUAGUUGUGAUACGAGAUUUAGUAUUAGAUUAGAAGGUUUAGUAUUUGGACAUAGUAAUUAUAGUAGUUAUGAACCGGAGUUAUUUCCUGGGUUGAUUUAUAGGAUGGUUAAGCCUAAGAUUGUUUUGUUAGUCUUUGUAUCUGGUAAGGUUGUUUUGACUGGAGCUAAACAUCGCGAGGAGAUAUACCAGGCCUUUGAGAAUAUUUAUCCAGUGCUUAAACAGUACCGGAAGGCCUAG